Molecule: messenger RNA, 486 nt
Organism: Trichosporon asahii var. asahii CBS 2479
Lineage: Eukaryota; Fungi; Basidiomycota; Tremellomycetes; Trichosporonales; Trichosporonaceae
Exons: 1
Coding region: 1-486 (161 amino acids)
Source: RefSeq, a predicted model, not a curated record
AUGCUUCUUCCCUCACUGCUUCCACCAUUACUGCUCCUACCAAGCUUCUCAGAUGCGAAGCUGUGGGGCUGGGACGACCAGUUCACCAUCGUCGCGCGCAAGAUGGUGGAAGACGACAUCAUGCCGUGGUACUGGAUGGGCGCGUCGUGCAACGGCUGGGGCAACUGGUGCGAGCACCAGGAGUGCAAGCGGCUGCAGCACUUCAACGUCGACCUCGGGGGCAUCAACAAGAAGCAGAAGAACUGGUACGCCCAAGCACUGCAAGACGUCAACUACCACUGGGCACGCAUCGAGCGCGAGAAUGGCGCGUGGAUCGACCUCUGGCGCCGCGGGGACGGCCGCUUCGACAUGUUCGAGAACAACAAGCCUCCCGUCCCGCACGGAUUCUGCGAGCCCAUCAUGGACCCGGGAGGCAGCGGCAAGCCCAUGCGCAAGGACUGCAAUGGCCAGGACACUGUUGUCGCACUCGCUUGCUACCAGUAUUAG